Cutaneotrichosporon cavernicola is the source of this 1770-nucleotide messenger RNA. RefSeq lists its product as uncharacterized. The record is from RefSeq and is a predicted model, not a curated record. Gene Ontology annotation, cellular component: mitochondrion. Lineage: Eukaryota; Fungi; Basidiomycota; Tremellomycetes; Trichosporonales; Trichosporonaceae. The coding region runs from base 1 to 1770 and encodes 589 amino acids. The transcript has 2 exons. Gene Ontology annotation, molecular function: FAD binding; proline dehydrogenase activity.
AUGUUCUUCCGGGGAUCCCUCCGCAACCUCCCAUCCGCAUUCCGCUCCGCACGCCGUGGUGCGGCGUCGAUGGCCUCGGCCUCGACUCACGCCGGCUCGGGGUCGGGGUCGCAUGGCUCGCGGCGCCUUCUCUGGGCAGCGGUGCCCGCCGCGUUCGUGACCGGCGCGGCCCUCACAUACGGUCGCAGCACCGAUGACGACGCGGCCACCGCCCGCUCCAACAUUGCCAGCAUCCCCACCACCGAUCUUGUCCGCGCCUACCUCGUCUACACCGCCUGCGGGAUUCCGGCCCUCGUCGACGCUGCGCCUGUCCUCCUCGACGCCUUUGCAAAGUCGCCGAUCCCAGGUAUUUCGGCUGUCGCCAACGCGGUCAUUCGUCGCACAUUCUUCAACCAGUUCGUUGCUGGCGAAGACCUUCCCGAGACUAUGGAGACUAUCUCGCGCUUGAACUCGCGUGGCAUCGGCGGCCUCCUCAACUAUGGUGCUGAGGCCGAUCUCGGCGAAGGUAACGCCAACGACACGAGCAUGCUCCACGAGCACAACUACCGCCAGGAUGUAAUGGCGGUCGAGGCGCUCGGUGAGUACGAGCGACUUGUCGCUAAGGCCGGCGGCAAGACGGGCUCGUCUCAAUUCGCUGUGAAGAUCUCUGGUCUCAUUGACUAUGCUGUCCUUGAGCGCGCAUCGACCACGCUCUGCCGCCUCCGCCCUGUGGCCAACGACCAGCCCCAGACGGCGAGCAUUACUGAGAUCCCCUUCCCUGGCGUGCCGCAGCGGUCCGACGCGGCCAUCAUUGCUCCAGCUGCCAACGCGACCGCCGUCGUUCCCACCAUCGGCGCCUUUGAUCCUCAGGGCAUCCUCGCCACGGACCUCAACGUGACCGACGCCGACAUGGUUGAGCUCAACGAGUUUUGGCGCAAGAUGCGCUCGCUUGGUGCCCUGGCGCGUGACAAUGGCGUCAAGCUUCUCAUCGAUGCCGAGCACGCCGAGACCCAGCCUGCGAUGGACGCUCUCACGCUCCUCAUGUCGCAGGAGUUUAACCGCCCUGAAGCUGGCAAGCCGUUCACCGGCCCCAUCGUUUUCGGGACGUACCAGAGCUACCUCGCGCGCGCCCCGUACCUCCUCGACGCAAUGAUCGCGGACGCUGAGGCGAACGGGUACGCGUUGGGCGUCAAGCUCGUGCGUGGUGCCUACAACGUUGCCGACUCGACGCGCUGGAUCAAGGAGGGCCGCAGCGGCACCAACCCUAUCUGGCCCAACAAGCCUGCUACCGACCUGGCCUACAACUCGUCCGUGUCCAAGAUCGUUGACACGAUGGCGCGCCAGCUCGACGGCCCCAACCCCGAACUCGCCGUCUCAGCCGUGUACGCGACCCACAACCCCAAGAGUGUCGAGCACGUCCUGAACGAGCUGGAGCGCACUGGCCUCGCCAGCCGCCAGGUCCCAAAGGCGGUUGAGGAGCACAUGGCGACGUCCGUCCCCGCUCUUGUUCUUCGUGACGACGUGCGUGGCAAGGUCUUUGUCGCUCAGCUCUACGGCAUGCGUGAUGACCUGACUGACAAGGUCGCCGAGACGCUUGACAGCGACGGCCUCCCUGUUGCGCUCAAGUACAUCGCCUACGGCAAGUACGAGGAGGUGCUUCCUUACCUUGCCCGCCGCGCGAUGGAGAACAAGAGCGUCAUGACUGGCGAAGGUGGUGCUGCGAUGGAGCGCAAGCGCGUCAUCACCGAGCUGUGGCGCCGCUGGACUGGCGGCCCGGCUACCAAGGCGUGA